AUGGCUUUCAUUUCAACUAAAGUAUGUGAUGAUGAACUCGGGCUCGUCUCGUGUAUAGCGUCUUUCACCCACCGCUCUUCUGUAAUACAAAAUGAAACACAGAGAACUUUGGUUGGCAACAACUUAUGCCACUUUUCUGUCACUUUAUCUCACAAUGAUUAUUUAGUUACACUUGAUGUUGUUAGGUUGAUAGCUCCAGAAAACUUCGAGGUUUUCGUCAUAAGCAAUUCCCUGUCAUGUUCUUUUAAUGGUGAACAUGUCGAACAUAAAUAUGAUAUAAGCAAACAUCAUUUUGUUUGCUGGUUUAAAUCAAAAUCUUAUUUGACGAUGGGAUUUGUAAAAUUGAACUCUACUGUUCAGUAA
Molecule: messenger RNA, 363 nt
Organism: Clunio marinus
Lineage: Eukaryota; Metazoa; Arthropoda; Insecta; Diptera; Chironomidae
Source: the annotation of a GenBank genome assembly